CAAUUUUUGAACUGGAAGAAAGCUUGCGUGUUCAAGAUUUGUGCGGUUGUGUUGUUAAUGCACACCAUUCAUUCAGUAUAGGUCCCAGCAGUUCAUUCUGUUUAACAUGCUUGAGACCUUUGUUUGCUUGAAUUAACCUCCUUAUAAAUCUUGCUGUUAAUCCCUGACUUUUGAUUGUGAUGCUGUUUCAGGAUUCUUGUCUGCCAUGGGCGACUACACAAUCCGGGUAAGCACCAGCUUGAUCGAGCAGCUCGCGCGCGAUGACGAGAAGCAGGUGAAGAGGAGGACCAGGAAACCCAAGCCGAGGAAGGUCGUGGAGCAACCAGAGGAGCCUCAGGACAAUGGCAGGGAACUUCCAACUGAACCCAAGAGCAGCCCUGCUCCUGUUUUGCCUUUUCCGCCACCCAUGUACCUACCAGUGACCCCCGCUCCUCCACCACCCCCGCCGGCGAUCCAGGAGGUGGAAGCCAUACGAGCAGUGGUUGUGGAGAGCGAGAAGGUGCUGGAGAAGCUGCAGAAGAAGGAGGCGACGAUGCGCGAGGAGCUCACCAAGAGGGCCAAGGAGCUGCACGACAAGGAGUUCAAGCUGCCCUACCAGAACCCCUCCCCGUGCACCGACGAGAGGGCCGGCUGCGCCGAGUGCUACAGGAGCAACGUGCAGGACCCGCUUAAGUGCGCCGAGGCGGUCAAGAGGUUCGAGGCGUGCGUUCGCAUGGCGAGGCGGCGCGGUACCACCAUGGGAGCUGCUCAGUAGGCAGUGGCGCUGGGAGUCGGGGCUGAGUGAGCGAGGUGUCGAGCACACGAUUUUGCUUCUGUCGGGAUGAUUGAUUGAAUAACCUGCCUGGAUUUUUGUUUGGUGAGACCUGAAACACCAUCAGUUGUAGAUUAAUUCUGG
Aegilops tauschii subsp. strangulata is the source of this 895-nucleotide messenger RNA. RefSeq lists its product as uncharacterized. The record is from RefSeq and is a predicted model, not a curated record. Lineage: Eukaryota; Viridiplantae; Streptophyta; Magnoliopsida; Poales; Poaceae.